AUGUCCACCACUCCCGCUGCCGCCCCCCCUACCAACGGCGAGACCGUCGCCCCCGAGUCGAUGACCAGCCGCGACUACUACGCCGACUCGUACGCGCACUUUGGUAUCCACGAGGAGAUGCUCAAGGACACUGUCCGCACCAUGUCGUACCGCAACGCCAUCAUCCAGAACAAGCACCUCUUCAAGGACAAGGUUGUCCUCGAUGUCGGCUGCGGUACUGGUAUCCUCUCGAUGUUCGCCGCCAACGCCGGUGCCAAGCAGGUCAUCGGUAUCGACAUGUCCAACAUUCUCGACCAGGCCCAGAAGAUCAUUGACGCCAACGGCUUCUCUGACAAGAUCACCUUGAUCAAGGGCAAGCUCGAGGACAUUGAGCUCCCCGUCAAGGAGGUCGACAUUAUCAUCUCGGAGUGGAUGGGCUACUUCCUCCUCUACGAAUCCAUGCUCGACACUGUUCUCCUCGCCCGUGACAAGUACCUUGCCCCCGGCGGUCUCCUCUUCCCCGACACUGCCACCAUCUUCCUCGCCGCCAUUGAGGACCAGGACUACAAGGAGGAGAAGAUCAACUUCUGGGACGACGUUUACGGCUUUGACUACUCGUGCAUCAAGGACAUUGCGCUCAAGGAGCCCCUUGUUGACUGCGUCGACCUCAAGUCGGUGGUGUCGCAGCCUUGCGCCAUCAGGCACAUUGACAUCCGCACUGUCACCAAGGAGGACCUUACCUUCAAGGUCCCCUUCGAGCUCAAGGCUCAGCGCAACGACUACGUUCACGCUUUCCUCGGCUGGUUUGACAUUUCGUUCUCGUGCUGCCACAAGCCCGUCCAGUUCUCCACUGGCCCCCACGCAAAGUACACCCACUGGAAGCAGACCGUCUUCUACACCCCGGAGACCCUGACCGUGUCGCAGGACGACACCAUCAAGGGCACUCUUACCUGCGCUCCUAACGCGCGCAACAACCGUGACCUGGACAUUGAGAUCGAGUACGACGUGUCGGGCGCUGAGGCCACCAAGGGCAAGAUGGUUUACAAGAUGUCGUAA
This is a messenger RNA of Apiotrichum porosum, 1035 nucleotides long. It is a transcript of the gene RMT1, whose product is annotated as type I protein arginine N-methyltransferase Rmt1. The record is from RefSeq and is a predicted model, not a curated record. NCBI's taxonomy places the organism in Eukaryota, Fungi, Basidiomycota, Tremellomycetes, Trichosporonales, Trichosporonaceae. Gene Ontology annotation, biological process: peptidyl-arginine methylation. Gene Ontology annotation, molecular function: protein-arginine N-methyltransferase activity. The transcript is spliced from 5 exons. The coding region runs from base 1 to 1035 and encodes 344 amino acids. Gene Ontology annotation, cellular component: nucleus.